CCUUCACUUGGAAACUGAGAUUUCAAAAGUUCAGCUCGACAAUAUUUUGAGCCAUGCAAAGGACAAUUAAAAAGCAGCGUUAGCACUCGCAAUUGAAUUCAAAGAUAAGGAGAUGGAAAGGAAAUGUUUUCCUGGUGUCGUACCGGUGCCUCAUCCCCCGGGCAAACCUCGAGCUCUAAGUCCCUGGUGCAAUCUCCCUCCAAUCAGAAAAUACAUUGUGAAUAAACAGAGGGGCUUCUAUUCGGAAGACAUCACUACGUUCAAGUUCCAGUCCUGUACAGCAGGACCUGAGAUCCAGCAGAGGUCCCGGGGUCAUUCCAUCUCUGAGUUCAUUGAUCUCAACACAACAAAAGCUACAACCUUCAAGACUCCAGAGGACCAGUGGAUCAUUGAAAGCCUAAAAAAUAAAUAUAGAUCUACCUCACACGAAUCACAAAAUUCUUACUUCUGCCGAGGUGGAAAUGCACCCAAGGUCCAGAUAGCCUACCAAACCCUUCCUGGCCAGAUCCCACGCAAGUUAGCGAUAGAGAGACGUCGAAGGGAAUAUUUUAAGUUAGACUUUGAACAGCUCCUGGCAGAAAAAGGCAUUGACUCCAAUCUCCUAAUUCCAAGACAUCGGAGCAAUAGUGAUGAGCAUGUGACUACAACAGACAAUCCUGUAUCACCCUACCUCCCCCUGGAGGUAUUUGACAAUGAGGAGUAUGACUGCCGGACCCCAGAUGACUGGCUUGCCCUGGGCAAUGCUGAACGAUCACUUGAUCAAAAACCUGUUCCUGCAAAAGCCCUGCUGCCUACAGAUGACCAGAUUGCCUCCGUGGACCCAAAAAGCUCCUCCCAUGGGUACAGCUGGCAUUUGGUUGGGGUUCUUGACUAUAGUAAGGAGAAAUGCCAGUACCUGGUACAGAAAGUUCUCCAAAACAGCAAAUUGACCGAUGAAGAAGGAAAUCAGACUCUAAAUAAGGAACACAAAAAGAGCAAAUCUCCUGAAGUAAACACUAUGAUAGCAGGCACUAAGUUCUGGGUUCCCAGGAUCAGAUUGAUGUUCAGUGCUGAGGACCCACAAGUCUUUGUGGAACGGAUCCAGUUUGCCCUGCGCUAUCGGGAGAACACAGAAGCCUUGCUUCUCUACCACUUAUCUGUGGACUGCAUGCCCUUCUGGAGUGGAACACCAUCUAUUGAUACCCACAGUCUCCAGCGUGUCAAAAGAUACGCGCUUUCAACACCUGGGCUCAGGCUGAAAAUUCUGGAGAAGUGUACAGAGGAUCUGGAGAAGGAGGUCAAACUGGACUAUGAGUUUACAAUGAACCGCAUCAUCUUUGACAAAGUAGUGAUGAGCCACCCAGAGGAGUUUUCCCACAUCACCCUGCCACAGAAGGAUCCUGAGUGUGUUCCGCAAAAAGGGCGUUAUCCAGUUCCUUGCUUUCCCUAUGAGGAGAACAAAGCUGCUUUUUUCGUCCGUUCCAUGCUAACAAAGCCAGAGGUGAUCUCUGCAUUAUAUGAUCUACGGUCUGAGUGCAACAAAGUAGCAACUAUGAGGCUGUUCAAUGUCACCUCAACCAAGCCACUACAACUGCACGAGUUUGAAGUCAUCCAAUCUCAAAUGCAUACUCAGAUAAGCUUGUUUCUGAGGAAGGAAUGGAUUUCCACGAUAAGCAACAGCAUCCAUUCCAACCUGGUUAAAUGUCGCAUCGGCACGUACAAUGUGAACGAGUCUCGCUGGGACAUAUACAAGUUGUCCAAGCUGUACAGAGUGAUGGCUGUGGUGCACUUACACAUGCGGGACUCCCUGCGCUUCCUCGUGCUGAAUUCGCUGGUCAGCUUGACUCAGCUGCUGUUAAACGCUUGCCACAGUGUGCUGACAUGUCCUCAGGGCCUGGCCUGGGGGAAGGACCUUAUCACUAGCCCCUACAAGCCAAAAAAGAACCCUCUGUUCCCGGUGGACUUGGUUCUGAAUCAGACUGGGGUGCAUUACAGCCUUCCACUGGAGGAUUUUGAGACAUCUAUAGUCAACCUGUUUGAUAAGGCCAUUCUGGCCACAUACAACGUACCACAGCCUGAUAAGUUUGUGAUGCAGAAGUUGUUCAUCAGUGGCAAUCCGGUGCUCAAUUCAGUGAAUCUUUUGGAUCCAGAUGUAGCUGAGCUGCGAGAGAAGGUCCGCAAUGCUUUGAUACAAGCAGCCAUACCUCUCAGGGCUUAUGCUGCUGAAUACGAGAAACACUUGGAGUUACACAACUUGGACAUAGAGACCCUGCUCAAAUCUCAUAUACAUGCAGAACAGACAUAUCAGGAGGUGAAGAAAGAGAUGGAACAAAAUCUCAAAGACAAGGAAAGGCUCGAGCGCUCUCUUCCAUCCUCUAUUGUCAUUGGUCCAUUCAUUGUCUCUGUAGAGGCUGUACGUCAGGUUCUCAUUAACAAAAAAAUGGCUUUAGCCAAUGCAAUGCUGGAUCACCUUACUCUGAAGCUACACAAAGAGAUUGAUAAUGCAUGUGAAGAGUGCAUCAGAAUGAGUGGAAAGCUAUGUGAAAGGGUCAACAGCAUUGAAGAACUGGCUGAAAAGGAGGAGUGGAUAAAGCAAAUCCCGGAACAGCUCAAGAGUUACAAGGAAGAUAUUGACAAGAUCCUGCCAGGCUAUGAGGUGACAGAAGGAGUUUGCCGCUGUCUUUCAACUGAGGAUUUUGAUAAAAAGUGGACAGCUAUUGGGUGGCCUCAAAGGAUAAUCAGCCAGAUGGAAGCAGUAGCCGUCCAGCAUGCUGAGGACAAGGAGCGCUUCCAUACGAUCCAUCUGGUUAAACAGGACGACUUUGAGAAACACCUAAACUCUCUAAUGAUGGUGGUUGCUGGGUUUGCAUGUCAUGCAGACAUGGCUCAUGCCCAUGACGUUGCCAACGAAAUAAAGCGUACAAGCAAGCAACUUGAGGAGUGUCAGACAAUGGCUCAAACCUACAACGCCAGAGAACGACUGUUUGAUAUUCCUCUCACUAAUUAUGAUCGGCUGCAGAAGCUUGUCAAGGACUUCCAGCCUUUUAAAGAUCUAUGGACCACCACCUCUGAUUGGCUUCGUUGGCAUAAGAGCUGGCUCAAUGACCCACUUAUUUCCAUCGACCCUGAGCAGCUUGAGCACACUGUUACAAAUGCCUACAAGACUAUGCACAAAUGUGUUGAACAGUUCAAGGACAGUCCCGCGUGCCAGAUGGCAUCUGUAAUCCACAGCAAGAUUGAGGACUUCCAUCCUUCCAUUCAUCUGAUUCAGGGCCUGAAUAACCCGGGGAUGAGAAGCCGACACUGGGAGAUGCUUUCAAAACGCAUUCAGAUGAAAGUUGUGCCCACAGCCAAGCUGAACUUAUCUCGCUGCCUGGAGCUUGGUCUACAGAACCAUUUGGAUGACAUAGCUCAUGUGUCUCAGGUGGCUGAGAAAGAGUACACCGUUGAAGAGGCCAUGGAAAAGAUGGAACAAGAGUGGUCGGCAGUAGUCUUUGAUGUAUUGCCCUACAAGGAGACAGGCACCUACAUAUUGAAGAGCCCAGAUGACGCAUUGCAGCUGCUGAAUGACCACAUUGUCAUGACGCAAAGCAUGUCUGUCUCUCCAUUCAGAACAAACAUUGAGGGCCGUAUAAACACCUGGGAGAGCAAGCUCAGGAUGACUCAAGAUGUGCUUCAGGAGUGGCUGACAUUCCAGCGUUCCUGGCUCUACUUGGAGCCCAUCUUCAGCUCUGAUGAUAUCAACCAGCAGCUGCCUGUGCAAGGAAAAAUAUUCCAGCUCAUGGAUAAAAUAUGGAGGGAAAUCAUAAAAAGCGCCUUUAAUAAUCAAAAGGUAAUUGAGCUGUGUCCAGAUGUUCAUCUACUAAACAAACUGAAAAGGUGCAACACACAUUUGGAAGUGCUGCAGAAGGGUCUCAGUGAAUACUUGGAGACAAAACGAGGAUCCUUCCUCAGGUUUUACUUCCUGUCAGAUGAUGAGCUCCUGGAGAUUCUGUCCCAGACCAAAGAUCCUACUGCUGUACAACGGCACUUACGCAAAUGCUUUGAGAACAUCGCAUGGCUUCAAUUCCAGCCAGAUCUACAGAUCACACAUAUGCACUCUGGAGAAGGGGAGGAGGUGAAGCUGUCACUGCCAGUGUGGCCUACUGGAAAUUUGGAGGACUGGCUCAGGGUGGUCGAGAAAUCUAUGAAGGCCACACUGAGGGAUAACAUUGACCGCUCACUCAAAGUCUAUCCGGAGCAACCUCGUGUAGAGUGGGUGUUAUCGUGGCCUGGUCAAGUGGUGAUAGCUGGCUGUCAGGUCUUCUGGACUGCUGAGGUGUCUGAGGCCUUGGAGCAGGGAGACUUGUCCAACCGCCUUUAUCCCCAACUACAGAAACAGCUGGGCGACUUGGUGCAGCUGGUGAGAGGACGUCUGUCUAAGAUGCAACGAGCUGUGCUGUCUGCCCUUAUCGUCAUAGAGGUCCAUGCUAAGGAUGUUGCGGCUAAACUGGUGGAGCAGGAAGUCUCAAGCAUCAAUGACUUUGAGUGGAUCAGCCAGCUCAGAUAUUACUGGGCAAAAGAUGACUUGUACAUCCGCGCAGUGAAUGCAGAGUUUUUGUAUGGAUACGAGUACCUUGGUAACUCUGGACGUCUGGUCAUCACCCCACUCACUGACAGAUGCUACCUGACCCUAACAGGAGCUCUACACCUGAAGUUUGGAGGAGCUCUUGCAGGUCCAGCAGGGACAGGAAAGACAGAAACCAUCAAAGAUCUGGGAAAGGCUCUGGCUAUCCACACAGUUGUUUUCAGCUGCUCUGAUCAGCUGGACUUCAUUGCAAUGGGCAAGUUUCUCAAAGGACUGGUCAGCUCUGGGGCCUGGGCAUGCUUUGAUGAGUUUAAUCGCAUUAAUGUGGAAGUGCUGUCUGUGGUGGCACAACAGAUCACCGCUAUACAAAUGGCCCAACAGCAAAGGGCAGAGAGGUUUGUGUUUGAGGGGACAGAGAUCCCUCUUGUCCCUUCUUGCGCUGUAUUCAUCACUAUGACUCCUGGUUAUGCUGGACGCACGGAACUGCCUGACAAUCUCAAGGCACUGUUUCGUCCUGUGGCCAUGAUGGUGCCUGACUAUGCUAUGAUAGCUGAGACCUCCUUGUACUCAUUUGGCUUCAUUGAUGCCAAAGUCCUCUCCAAGAAGAUCACCAGCACUUUUAAGCUCUCCUCUGAGCAGCUUAGCUCUCAGGAUCAUUAUGACUUUGGUUUGAGAGCUGUGAAGACUGUGAUCUCAGCUGCUGGAAACCUGAAAAGAGAAAAUCCCGACAUGAAUGAGGAGUUGAUCUGUCUUCGAGCCAUUCGAGAUGUGAAUGUGCCAAAGUUUUUACAGGACGACUUGAAGCUCUUCAACAGUAUUGUGUCCGAUCUUUUCCCUAAAACAAAACAGGAGCCAAUCAACUAUGGAACACUCGAAGAGUGCAUGCGCAAUGUCUGCACCAAGAAGAACCUCAAAGAUGCGGAUGGGUAUAUAAGUAAGUGUAUUCAGCUGUAUGAGACUACUGUGGUGAGACAUGGCCUGAUGUUGGUUGGACCCUCCGGAUCAGGCAAAACCAAGUGUUAUGAGAUACUAGGUGAGGCAAUAACAGCUCUGAAGGGCCAGCCCUCUGUGAGUGGGGGUGUGUAUGAGGCGGUUCAGAUGUGUGUCCUCAACCCCAAGUCUAUCACCAUGGGACAGCUCUACGGGGAGUAUGACCUGCUCACACAUGAGUGGACAGAUGGUAUCCUCUCAUCUGUUAUCCGUAGAGGUGCAGCAUCCAUGGACAAUGAGAAAAAGUGGUACAUGUUUGAUGGGCCAGUGGAUGCUGUAUGGAUUGAGAACAUGAACACUGUGCUGGAUGACAACAAAAAACUGUGCCUAAGCUCUGGGGAAAUAAUCAAGCUCACUGAUGCAAUGACCAUGAUGUUUGAGGUGCAAGACCUGGCGGUGGCAUCUCCAGCUACAGUGUCUCGCUGUGGUAUGGUCUACCUGGAGCCCAGUAUCCUGGGCCUCAUCCCUUAUACAGAGUGUUGGCUGAGGCGAGUCCCUAAAGCCCUGAAACCGUUCACAGAGCAGCUUGACUCCCUGUUUGCCAGGUUCCUACAGGACUCCGUCACAUUUGUCCGCACAUCAGUAAAGGAGGUCAUCCCCUCUCUGGACAGCAACCUAACCUGCAGUCUGCUUAAACUUAUGGACUGCUUCUUCAAUCCUUACGCCAUUAGAGAGGAUGAGAGGCCACAGCCCCAAAAGAAAUUGGACCGUCUGCAGGAGCUGAUUGAGCCCUGGUUCUUUUUCUCUCUGGUGUGGAGUGUGGGAGCCACAGGAGACGCAGCCAGCUGUAAGCGCUUCAGUGCCUGGCUCAAGAACAAGAUGGCAGAGGAAAAGAUUCAGUUAUACUUUCCAGAGGAGGGACUGGUGUACGACUACAGACUGGAUGAUGCAGGGAUUAGUAACUUUGAGGAUGAUAAAGAAGACGAGGAAAGAAAAGUCCAGUGGGUCAGCUGGAUGAAAUACGCAAAGAGUGUUGUGAUCACCCCAGAGACAAAUUAUGCUGACAUCAUCGUUCCCACUGCUGACACAGUGAGAAUGUCUUUCCUCAUGGAUAUGCUUUUGACCAAUAAGAAACCAGUGCUCUGUAUUGGGCCAACUGGCACAGGAAAGACUCUGACCAUGUCAGACAAGCUGCUGAAGAACAUGCCUGCUGAAUACAUCACACACUUCCUCAUGUUCUCUGCCCGCACCUCAGCCAACCAGACUCAAGAUUAUAUUGACAGUAAGCUAGACAAAAGGCGGAAAGGUGUGUUUGGACCUCCAAUAGGGAAGCACAUCGUCUUCUUCAUUGAUGACCUAAACAUGCCCAUGUUGGAGACCUAUGGCGCUCAGCCUCCUAUUGAACUGCUGAGGCAGUGGAUGGACCAUGGUGGCUGGUAUGACAGGAAACAGAUAGGGACAUUCAAGCACUUAGUGGACAUCAAUUUUGCCUGUGCCAUAGGACCCCCAGGUGGAGGCCAGAGCCCCAUCACCCAGCGCUUCACACGCCACUUCAACUUCCUGUCCUUCACUGAAAUGGAAGAUGCCAGCAAGAAAAAGAUUUUCUCCACCAUUCUGGGCAGUUGGAUGGGACCUGUGCCAGUAAUCCAGCCGCUGAAUGAGCCUCUUGUAGACGCUACUAUCAGAGUCUACUCCACCAUUGCCUCCCAGCUCCUCCCAACUCCAGCCAAGUCCCAUUACAACUUUAACCUCAGAGACCUGUCCAAAGUCUUCCAGGGCAUCCUGAUGGCUGAGGCUGUAAUGAUAGAGGACAAAUUGCAGCUGCUGCAGCUGUGGUACCACGAAAGCUGUCGGGUUUUCCGAGAUCGCCUGGCGUGUGUUGAGGACAGGGACUGGUUCAACAGGAUCCUAAAGGACUGCAUUCAGGAGUUUGACUGCAGCUUUGAAGUGGCUGUAACCUGCCAACCUGUUUUGUAUGGAGAUUUCAUGAAUCCUGGAGAUGAUCGCAAGGUCUACACACUCAUAGAAGACAAGGAAAAGUUGGUGAAAGUGAUGAAUGAGUACAUGGAAGACUACAACCAGAUCAGUACCACCAAGAUGAAGCUGGUGCUCUUCGUGGAUGCCAUUGAACAUGUGUGCCGCAUUAGCCGCAUCCUACGCCAGCCUCUGGGCAAUGCCCUAUUGCUUGGAGUGGUUGGGAGCGGGCGUCAGUCACUCACCAGGCUGGCCUCAUAUAUGUCACAAUAUGAGUGUUUCCAGAUUGAGCUGUCAAAGAACUACGGUCAGACAGAGUGGAGAGAAGAUAUUAAAAGCAUCACGCUGAAGGCCGGCCUUGAGAACCAGCAGAUCACCUUCCUCUUUGUGGACACACAGAUUAAGAAUGAGUCCUUCAUGGAGGAUAUCAACAACAUUUUGAACUCUGGGGAUGUUCCCAACCUGUAUACAACAGACGAGCAGGAGCGCAUCCUGACAGCCAUGAAGCCCGUGGUGCAAGACCUGGGCCAACAGCCAACUAAAGCCAACCUCAUGGCUGCCUACAUCAGGAGGGUCCGCAGCAACAUACACACUGUACUCUGCAUGAGUCCUAUUGGUGAGGUGUUUCGUGCACGACUGAGGCAGUUUCCCUCACUGGUGACGUGUUGCACCAUAGACUGGUUCAGUGCCUGGCCAGAGGAGGCUCUGCAUGCUGUGGCCACAUCCUUUCUUAAUAAGCUGCCUGAGCUAGAAGCCAGCCCCACAGCCAUGAAGGCACUGACAUUGAUGUGUGUAAAGAUCCACCAGAUGGUAGCCAGGAAGUGUGAACAUUACCUGGCUGAGCUUUCUCGACACAACUGUGUCACUCCCAAAAGCUACCUGGAACUGCUCAAAAUCUUCUCAAUUCUCAUUGGACGCAAGAAGCAAGAACUGAGCGGUGCGCGACAGCGCAUGAAGACUGGCCUGGACAAGUUUCUUAGCACAACGGAGGAUGUGAGUAAGAUGCAGGAGGAGCUGGAGACGAUGAGGCAUCUUUUGGAGGGCCGCAUCCCACCUUUGCAAGCCAAGUACGAGGACUAUGUGGCUAUGAAAGAUGAACGGGACAAGUAUCAACUGUGUGAGGCCCGCCUCGUUCGAGCAGACAAGCUUAUUGGUGGACUGGCAGAUGAGAAAGUGCAUUGGAAGGAAACAGUGCAACAUCUGGAUGACAUGGUCAAUAAUGUGGCAGGCGAUGUGCUCCUAUCUGCAGGAUACGUAGCAUACCUGGGGCCCUUCACUGGAGAGUACAGGGCGGCCAUGUCAGAGGAGUGGCUGCAUUGUUUCAAAGAGCUAAGUGUUCCACACACUGACGAACCCAACAUGAUCAACACCAUAGGAGAUCCAGUCAAGAUCCGCUCCUGGCAGAUAUCAGGUCUGCCCAAGGAUAAGCUAUCAGUGGAGAGUGGUGUGAUUGCCCAGUACUCUCUGCGCUGGCCUUUAUUCAUUGAUCCUCAGGGACAAGCCAACACAUGGAUCAAAAAUAUGGAGCAGGACAAUGGAUUGGAGGUUAUGAAGCUAAGUGACCGGGACUUCCUGCGCAGUCUUGAGAACGCCAUUAGAUUUGGUAAACCCUGCCUCUUGGAGAAUAUAGGAGAGGAGAUAGAUCCUGCUCUAGAACGUGUCUUGUUGAAACAGACAUUUAAGCUGCAAGGUAGCACAAUGCUGAAGCUCGGGGAUUCAGUCAUCUUUUACCAUGAAGACUUCAAGAUGUACAUCACCACUAAGCUGCCUAACCCGCACUACUCUCCAGAGGUCUCCACCAAAGUCACCCUCAUUAACUUCACCCUGUCAUCCAGUGGUCUCGAGGACCAGUUGCUGGACCAGGUGGUGGCUGAGGAGCGUCCAGACCUGGAGGAGGCUAAGAACCGGCUGAUAAUCAGUAACGCGAAGAUGAAGCAGGAGCUAAAAGAAAUUGAAGAUGAGAUCCUGUUCCGACUCAGCUCCACAGAGGGAAACCCUGUGGACAAUGAGGAGCUCAUCCAAGUGUUGGGGGCUUCCAAGAUCAAAGCUGGAGAGAUCAAGGCCAAAGUGAUGGUGGCGGAGAAGACAGAGCAGGACAUUGACGCCACCCGUCUGGAGUAUGUGCCGGUGGCUGUGCGUGCUCGGAUCCUCUUCUUCUGUGUAUCGAACCUGGCCAAUGUUGACCCCAUGUACCAGUACUCACUGGAGUGGUUCCUUGGCAUCUUCAUGGCUGACAUUGUCAAUUCUAAGAGAGCAGACACAGUGGAGAAGAGAAUCGCCAACAUCAAUGAAUGUUUCACCUUCAGCCUGUACAGCAAUGUAUGCCGCAGCUUGUUUGAGAGGCACAAACUCAUGUUCGCCUUUCUCCUCUGUGCUCGCAUCAUGAUGAAUGAGAACAAAAUUGAUAUGACUGACUGGCACUACCUGCUUUCUGGAGGGAUGCCCGUCCAAGAGCUGACCAACCCGGCAGUGAGUUGGCUGUCGGAGCGCGCCUGGCAGGACAUCCUGGGCCUUGGCGCUCUGAAAAACUUCAGCAACCUGGCAGAGAGCUUCAGCGAAUAUCUGCAGGGUUUCAAGAUCAUUUUUGACAGCAAACAGCCUCACAGGGAGCCUCUCCCUGGAGAGUGGGAGACAAAGCUGGACUCAUUCCAGAAGCUGUUGGUCCUGCGCUGUCUGAGGGCUGACUGUCUUGUUCAAGGCCUGCAGGACUUUGUCUCAGCUCAGCUGGGACAACGCUUCAAUGAGCCUCAGACGUCAGACCUGUCCGUGGUAUUCAAGGCGUCGUCCCCCUCCACUCCCCUCAUCUUUGCCCUGUCCCCUGGGACUGACCCUGCUGCUGACCUCUACAAGUUUGCUGAUGUCAUGCGGUUCUCCAAGAAAAUGAGUGCCAUGUCUCUGGGCCAGGGCCAGGGCCCCCGGGCUGAGUUCCUGAUGCACUCUGCCAUGGAGAGCGGUCAGUGGGUCUUUUUCCAGAACUGUCACCUGGCGCCCAGCUGGAUGCCCUCCCUGGAGAGAAUCAUUGAAAACAUCAACCCAGAAAAGGUGCACAAGGACUUCCGUCUGUGGCUCACAAGUCUUCCCAGCAACAAGUUCCCGGUGUCCAUUCUCCAAAAUGGGUCAAAGAUGACCAUUGAGCCUCCCAGGGGAAUCAAGGCCAAUCUUCAGAAAACUUACCGAAGGCUCACCAAUGAUUUUAUCUCCUCUUCUACCAAGACCGCACACCUCAAGUCUCUGCUCCUGUCUCUGUGUCUCUUCCAUGGAAUUGCUCUGGAGCGAAGGAAGUUUGGCCCACUGGGCUUUAACAUUCCCUAUGACUUCACAGACGGAGACCUGAACAUCUGCAUCAGCCAACUCAAAAUGUUCCUGGAUGAGUACCAGGACGUCCCAUACAAGGUGCUAAAAUAUACUGCAGGGGAGAUUAAUUAUGGCGGCCGCGUCACAGAUGACUGGGAUAGACGAUGUCUGCUCACUGUGCUGGAAGAUUUCUACUGUCCCACUGUGCUUAAUGAUGAUCAUGUCUACUCUUCAUCUGGAGUCUACCGGCAGAUAGACACGAAUCUGGAUAUCAAUGGUUACUUGGCAUACAUUCGUGGUUUGCCCGUCAACGAUACACCUGAGAUCUUUGGUCUCCAUGACAACGGCAACAUCAGCUCUGCCCAGAAGGAGACUUUCGCUCUGCUGGGAGCCGUCGUCCGUCUCCAACCCCGAGCUGCAUCUGCUGGGGGCAAAACACUGGAGGAGAGAGUGGAGGAGAUAGUGGCCGGCAUCGUGGAAAAGAUUCCUCAGCCUUUCAGUGUUCAGGAGGUGAUGGAAAAGUACCCGGUCCUCUAUGAAGAGUCCAUGAACACAGUGCUCAUCCAGGAGGUCAUCAGAUAUAAUACACUGCUGGCAGUCAUCUCUCAGAGUCUCAGUGAUAUUGUGAAGGCUCUGAAGGGUUUAGUGGUGAUGUCAUCAGAACUGGAGCUCAUGGCCAACAGCCUGUUCAACAAUGUGGUGCCCGAUAUGUGGAAAGCCAAGGCAUACCCGUCUCUAAAGCCCCUGGCCUCCUGGGUGUCAGACCUGCUUCAGAGGAUCAAUUACCUGCAGAGAUGGAUCAAUAAUGGCAUUCCAGCUGUUUUCUGGAUUAGCGGCUUCUUUUCCCCACAGGCUUUUCUCACAGGAACCCUGCAGAAUUACGCCCGUCGCUCCGGCACCUCCAUCGACACAAUUGGAUUUGACUUUGAGGUAAUAGUGAAGUCAGCGUCAGAGAUAACGGAGAAACCAAACGCAGGGUGCUACAUCCAAGGUCUAUUCCUGGAAGGGGCUCGCUGGGAUUACGAAGCAGGUCAACUCAGCGAGUCCAGGCCCAAGGAGCUCUACACAGAAAUGCCCGUCAUCUGGCUGAUCCCCAAACCCAAUCGCAAACCUCCAACCUCUGGGGUCUAUGUCUGCCCCGUCUACAAGACCCUCACACGUGCUGGGACUUUAUCUUCAACCGGUCAUUCCACCAACUAUGUGAUGGCUGUGGAACUGCCUACAGAUAUCAGCCAGAGGCACUGGAUCAAACGGGGAGUAGCCCUCAUCUGCGCACUGGACUACUAAAUUCUGACAAACACAAGAAAAAAAACAAAGCAUCUGUUGUAUCCACACUGUGUAAUAAACUGUUUUUCAUAAUGCCUUA
Anarrhichthys ocellatus (wolf-eel) is the source of this 12110-nucleotide messenger RNA. It is a transcript of the gene dnah1, whose product is annotated as dynein, axonemal, heavy chain 1. NCBI's taxonomy places the organism in Eukaryota, Metazoa, Chordata, Actinopteri, Perciformes, Anarhichadidae. Gene Ontology annotation, molecular function: ATP binding; dynein light intermediate chain binding; dynein intermediate chain binding. Gene Ontology annotation, cellular component: dynein complex. The transcript is spliced from 74 exons. Gene Ontology annotation, biological process: microtubule-based movement. The coding region runs from base 113 to 12031 and encodes 3972 amino acids. The record is from RefSeq and is a predicted model, not a curated record.